Exophiala mesophila is the source of this 993-nucleotide messenger RNA. RefSeq lists its product as uncharacterized. NCBI's taxonomy places the organism in Eukaryota, Fungi, Ascomycota, Eurotiomycetes, Chaetothyriales, Herpotrichiellaceae. The record is from RefSeq and is a predicted model, not a curated record. Bases 1 to 993 code for a protein of 330 amino acids. The transcript has a single exon.
AUGGCUCAGAAGCACAGCAACCUCAUCCGCCUUAGCUCUCUCCAGGUAGGAGAUCUGCCGGAGCACACGGAAUUGCCGCUUUCCAACAACUCAAGGCCUGAAUUGGAGACGUUUUUCACGACCCUAGUCAACGACGGCCUUGCUUUUCUCUCCGCCAAGUCGCUAGCCGACAAUUUCUCUCAUCACUCGACAAAGCCAUCUUCUCCAUCCUCAUCUAAAGUUGAAGUCCUCACUUAUUCAAUCUCUGCCGCCGAGAUCGGGCAAAUUGAGUGGUCUGGUGGUAGGACUGUGGCGCGGAGCAAACCUCGAGCCCCAGAUUCCGAACACUGGUUUGCUAGAAAAAGCAUCCAUCCAGACAUCUCGAGCAAGAGCAUCGACAAGGCUGGAUCGGCCUGCUGGGACGAGUUUGUCUAUGGCCUCAGGGACAAUCACAGUGAGCAUGAAGCAAAGUUUGAUCCUUCUCUCUAUGAUGCCCGACCAGUACUGGAUUGGAACCGUGACUUAGGCCUGCUCAAGGCACGCGGGCAGCUUGGAUCCUUGAUGGAGCCGACGCUGGGAAUAUACGAGAUGUCACGUUCGAUUCCUGGGCCCUUGUCACCACGGGCAUUCUCCGUCCUGGUCGGCACCGCAAGCGUAGACGAGGAUUUGUUCAUUGCCGUGACAGUGCCGGUAAGCCUGAAUGCGAGUAUCGACAAUGCCCUUUACAGUGUAGGUCGGAAUAUUCAGGACGGCGAAACAGCGCAACAGAGGAAAGAAGUCGUCAUGGGCGUAUAUGCUGCAGUUGAGACGGUGAGGAGGGAUCGCACCAAGCAGGAAAUCGAAUGGAUCAUGGCCACCGCGUCUGAUGCAAGAGGGAAUUUGCCCAUGUGGUUGCAGCGUGUCAGUCUGCCGUCUCAACUGGUCAAAGACGUGGGGAAUUUUCUCAAAUGGAUACAAACGGUAGAUGAUAAGGAGAUGAAGAAGGAUGGGGAAUCUAAGGGGUCAAAGACAUGA